AUGUUGACGGUCUUGGUCUCUGUUCUCCUCUCCAGCAGGGUGCUGCUGGUUGCUGCGGAAGCUGUAUUUUACGGAGGCAUCCCGACUGUAGGAGUCCUUUACGACGACAAGAUCAAGGAGCAUUACUGCACAGCCAGCGUGGUGGAAAGCACAAGCCGAAAUAUCCUCAUCACCGCGAGCCACUGCCUCAGUACUGACGGCACGGAAAUGAACUUUGCCCCGGGAUACUUCAACGGCACGGCUCCCUACGGCACGUACCCCGUCGAGGCUCUCUACGUCAGCCCGGACUGGAACAAAAACUUCAACAUCAAACGGGACUUUGCCUUUGUCAGGCUCGGCAAGGGCAAGUACAAGGGCAAGAAGGUCCAUGUGCAGGACGUCACUGGCGGCAACAAACUGCGCAUUGGCGCCGGCUACACGCAAAAGGUCGAAAUCGUGGGCUACGCCUAUGGGGAGCAGAGGCCCCGGCACUGCUCUUCGGAAACGUACCGAGCAAAGGAUGGUCAGAUGGGCAUUGAAUGCGGGCCUUUGCAAAGCGGCACCAGCGGCUCGCCUUGGCUGGCAAACUAUAAUAGCGGGACAAGGCGCGGCGAUGUAAUCGGCGAUAUUGGCGGCUGGCAUACCGGCGGUUGCGACGACUACGAGACGUUUUCAUGCAGAUUCUCAAAAGCUACUUUGGAGCUGUUCAACCGGGCGGUGGCCGGCGGUCCCGGCGAUACAGUCACCGGCGGCGCUCCUGAAAACUGCAACAGCAGUUCGCAAAGUAGGAAGAAGCUGCAUGCCGCUGUUAAGGCUCCCAUGUCUGCUUGCGAUGAUUUGUUUGAGCGGCUUCAUGCCUUUGUUGGACCUUCAAUUUUGUUUUCCGAGCAGCGCCGUUUGCUGCUCAGUUCCGUGACCCAUGCUGCAACCUGA
Messenger RNA from Ustilaginoidea virens, 912 nucleotides. RefSeq lists its product as uncharacterized. Bases 1 to 912 code for a protein of 303 amino acids. The record is from RefSeq and is a predicted model, not a curated record. The transcript has 2 exons. Lineage: Eukaryota; Fungi; Ascomycota; Sordariomycetes; Hypocreales; Clavicipitaceae. Gene Ontology annotation, molecular function: serine-type endopeptidase activity. Gene Ontology annotation, biological process: proteolysis.